Molecule: messenger RNA, 2222 nt
Organism: Cyclopterus lumpus (lumpfish)
Lineage: Eukaryota; Metazoa; Chordata; Actinopteri; Perciformes; Cyclopteridae
Gene: nf2a
Product: neurofibromin 2a (merlin)
Exons: 18
Coding region: 435-2210 (591 amino acids)
Biological process (GO): regulation of cell shape; positive regulation of early endosome to late endosome transport; regulation of organelle assembly
Cellular component (GO): filopodium; plasma membrane; adherens junction
Molecular function (GO): actin binding; cell adhesion molecule binding
Source: RefSeq, a predicted model, not a curated record
ACAACAGACGCGGAGCAGCAGGUAGCCAGCGCUCGGGUCCCAGCGGAGUUUACGUGCAGCAGCCCGAGUGUUUUGAACUGUCCGGAGGCGAUAUUUUGGAUUGAUAAUUGCCCGGACGCGUAGCCGAGGACGUUAACAGAGUGUGUGUGUGUGUGUGUGUGUAGGCAUGUAACUUUAUUUUUUCUUCUUUUCGCCCAAGAUACGUUUACAAGUUUAAUAUGUAACGUCAACGUUACACGUAGUUUCGAUUUAACGUGAUAGCUCGCGUUAGCAGCGACUUCGGGACGCUGAGCUGAGCUGCCGUAAAGCUGGACAGUCACAUGCACAGCUCUGCUUAUCUUUCGGGGAGCUAAGCAAGACGUAUAUGCCCGAACGAGCCAUCUGCAAGUUUACGACACAAGAGUUUUGACGUGCACAAUGCCGUGCCGUUCGCCAUGGCGAGCGCCUUAGCGGCCAAACUGGGCUUUAACUCGCUGAUGAGAAAACAACCGAGGAGCUUCAGCGUCAGGAUUUGCACGGCGGAGUCAGACAUGGAGUUCAGCUGCGAGGUCAAGUGGAAAGGGAAAGACCUUUUCGACUUUGUGUGCCGGACUCUGGGAUUGAGGGAGACGUGGUUUUUCGGGCUCCGGUACGACGUCAAGGACACCGUUGCUUGGCUGAAAAUGGAAAAGAAGGUUCUGGAUCAGGAGGUGCCAAAGGAGGAACCGAUCACCCUUCACUUCCUGGCCAAGUUUUACCCUGAAAAUGCUGAGGAGGAGCUGGUGCAAGAUAUCACACAGCAUCUCUUCUUCCAACAGGUGAAGAGGAAGAUCCUGGAGGAGGAUAUUCACUGUCCACCCGAGGCCUCCGUGCUGCUGGCCUCCUACGCCGUCCAUGCCAAGUACGAAGACUACAACCCCGAUGUCCACAAGCCCGGCUUCUUGUCUGAAGAGGAGCUGCUUCCAGAGAGGGUGAUCAACUUGUACCAGAUGACUGCGGAAAUGUGGGAGGAGAGGAUCACGGCGUGUUACGCAGAGCACAGGGGGAGGACGAGGGAUGAAGCCGAGAUGGAGUAUUUAAAAAUAGCUCAGGACCUGGACAUGUACGGCGUCAAUUACUUUUUCAUCAGGAAUAAAAAGGGAACGGACCUUCUCCUGGGAGUGGACGCCCUGGGUCUGCACAUCUACGAGCCGGACAACAGGCUGACGCCCAAGUGCUCCUUCCCGUGGAAUGAGAUCCGCAACAUCUCCUACAGCGACAAGGAGUUCACCAUCAAACCUCUGGACAAGAAAACCAACGUUUUCAAGUUCAACUCCUCGCGGCUGAGAGUCAACAAGUUGAUCCUCCAGUUGUGUAUCGGGAACCACGACCUGUUCAUCCGCCGCCGGCGGGUGGAUUCGCUCGAAGUCCAGCAGAUGAGGUCUCAGGCCAGAGAGGAGAGGGCCAGAAAACAGGUGGAGAGGCAGCAUCUGCAACGGGAGAAGCAGCUGCGGGAGGAGGCAGAGAGAGCCAGGGACGAGCUGAAGAGGAGGCUGAUUCAGCUGCAGGACGAGUCUCACAUGGCCAACGACGCACUGCUGCGCUCGGAGCAGACGGCCGACCUGCUGGCUGAGAAGGCCCAGAUCGCGGAGGAGGAGGCGAAGCUGCUGGCGCAGAAAGCUGCCGAGGCCGAGGCCGAGAUGCAGCGCAUCAAAGCGACCGCCAUCCGUGGCCAGGAGGAGCGGAGGCUCAUGGAGCAGAAGAUGCUGGAGGCAGAGAUGCUGGCCCUCAAGAUGGCCGAGGAAUCGGAAAGGAGGGCCAUGGAGGCCGAGCAGCUGAAACAGGACCUGCAGGAAGCCAAGGAGUCGGAGCGCCGGGCAAAGCACAAGCUGCUGGAGAUUACCAGCAGGACCGUCUACGCGGCUCCUGGACUGCAAUCUGACAGCAUACCUCCCGAGCUGAGCUUCAGCAGGGAGAACCUCAGCUUUGACUUUAAAGACACCGACAUGAAACGCCUCUCCAUGGAGAUCGAGAAGGAGAAGGUGGAGUACAUGGAGAAGAGCAAGCACCUGCAGCAGCAGCUGAAUGAGCUGAAGACGGAGAUCGAAAGUCUGAAGAUGAAAGAGCGAGAGACUCCUCUGGACAUCAUUCACAACCAGAACGCCGAGCAGGGGACCAGCAAGCACAGCAACUUUAAAAAGCUGACACUCCAGAGCACCAAGUCCAGGGUGGCCUUCUUUGAGGAACUUUAAGCGACGCGCCUU